This is a messenger RNA of Pelodiscus sinensis (Chinese soft-shelled turtle), 1776 nucleotides long. The record is from RefSeq and is a predicted model, not a curated record. Lineage: Eukaryota; Metazoa; Chordata; Testudines; Trionychidae.
AUGCCACAAACAUCUCCUAGAGCUUGCACGUUUAAGCGCUAUCAGAAUGCGUGCGAGGAAAGCGAAAAACAGCUCUACCACACUAUCCACUUGGGCGUGAAUAAAGGGGGAUCUGUUGCUUUUGUGGUUUGGCCCGCAGGUGCCGUGGCUCGGGUCGGGGCGGAGCAAGAAGUGGAGAACCUCUCCGGGCUCGCCAGCAGCCCCGAGAAGGACAUUUUCGUGGUGCGGGAGAACGGUACCACCUGCCUCAUGGCAGAAUUCGCAGCCAAACUCAUCGUCCCUUACCAGGUGUCGGCCAGCAAUUUCGUGGAUCUGAUAACAGAAGAAGCUGGGAUUCCACUUUCCCGAGGAGCAGAAAUGAAAGGAAAAUGUGGCCCUACAGAAUCGGAACUCCAGAUCUCUUGGCUAGACAAAACUUACACCCUCAAACUCUAUUUUCUCAAGGAAGGCCACAACACCAGCAAAGGGCAGGAAGCCUUCUGGAAAAUGAACAAGAUCCUGUUUGUCUAUGACACUUCUGAGCCCACCUACUUCAAAGAUGCCGUCAACCCUGGGAAGCACACGGCCAGCUCACACCACCUUUCCGCCUUAGUCACCCCGGCUGGGAAAUCCUACGAAUGCCAAGCUCAGCAGACCAUCUCCCUCACCACCAGCGACCACCAGAGAAUGGUCAUUCUCUUGCUGUCAGAAGUCCGCAUUCAGCCCUUCGACAUCAGCGCUGACUUUGUCUUCAGCGAAGAACAUAAGUGUCCAGUGGAUGAGAGGGAGCAGUUAGAAGAAACCCUACCUCUGAUUUUGGGUCUGAUAUUGGGGUUGAUGAUUGUGAUAACCCUCUGCGUGUACCAUAUCCACCACAAACUGACAGCCAACCAGGUACAAAUUCCUCGGGACAGAUCUCAAUACAAACACAUGGGCUAGGUGGCAAGAUGCAUCCACACGGAGUCCUUUCAGGUAGACAAAGCAAAAGCACUUUUUUUCUGUAGGUGAGGACACACACACACACACACACACACACACACACACACACACACACACACACACAUAUCUUCUGUAUAAUGGCCAAAUAGAGAUGGAAACACUCUUCACGGUCAAAGCAUCAGGCUAAGGGCAAAAUUCUCUUCUCAUAUGCAAACCCUAAUGUUUUACACUCCACACGCAUGCAACGUUCCCUUUCCAUACACGUAUGGAGAGUUGGGUGUUGGAGGGAAGAUUCACCACUCAGAAUUUUGCUCUAAGCAUUAAUUUAGGGUAUUCUUUCUUGAGAGCCAUAUCCUGCAUUCUUGGCACACUAGAAAUUCUCCGAGAAGCCAAUGAAAGGAAUCUGAAAGUGGCCACAAAGUAGACAUUCUAGUUGGAAAAAUCCAGGCCAGAUCCUCAGGUGGUAUAAAUCAGUGUUGCUCCAGUGAAGUCAUCUGAUUUUAAGCAACUGAGGAACUGACCUCACACUUAAGGUGGACAGAGGAAAGUUUGUUUUUGCUUCUUGGGACACUUCUGAGUUACACUUACAAAACUGAUGAUGCACAAAGUCUAGAGUACCACGCUACUGCAAGUCAACUGAGAAAUGCUUCUGGCUGGGCACCCUGCACGUCUCGUGAUUGUCUUUUGAAACGUUACAUUGCUGCCUGCAACUGACAAUUUCACAACGAAACAAAAAUGUUACUGUGACUAUGCAGAUCAUGUCAGGCGUUCUCCGAUGUAACAAGAAAAUAUGAAAUCUGAAGUCUAUCCGCUAAUGUCCGACAUUUUUAAAAUGAAUUAAAAUAUACACGUGUCUAA